This is a messenger RNA of Tuber melanosporum (Perigord truffle), 1032 nucleotides long. RefSeq lists its product as uncharacterized. Lineage: Eukaryota; Fungi; Ascomycota; Pezizomycetes; Pezizales; Tuberaceae. The record is from RefSeq and is a predicted model, not a curated record. The coding region runs from base 88 to 855 and encodes 255 amino acids. The transcript is spliced from 2 exons.
CUAGAGGGAGCUGAGGAAAAGGAGAAGGACAUCGUAUCUAUUACUACUACUCUCUCAAAUUUGACGGAAUUUAUACCAGCAAACAAUAUGACCAUCAUCGGAGCUAGGCAGUGGGCGGAUGGACCAUUCCCGCUCAUAUCAACGCCAGCACUCGACGGAGACAUGAAGGACCCCUUCACCCAAGCCGCCACCGAAAUGGCCCUCAUCCACAACAUUAUCAUCCGCGGCAUGAACUCGAUCUACCUCCAAGCGCCACACGUCCCGGUCGAUGAUGUUCAACCGUUCAUCGGAUACUGCAAAGCCUGGUCCGAAUUCCUGCACUCGCACCACAAGAACGAAGAAACCAUCCUCUUUCCCACAAUCGAGAAAGCCGCAGGCGUGCCCGGUCUAAUGCAGCCAAAUGUAUCACAGCACCAGCAGUUCCACGACGGCCUCGCCAAAUUCGACGAGUACAUCCACGCCGCCCUGCCGGAGACCUUCGCGGGGCAAAAGCUCAUCGAGAUACUCGACACCUUUGCUCGCCUUCUCGCGCAGCAUCUAGCGGACGAGAUCCCGACGUUAACGGCGCUGCGCACGUACGGCAUUGAGAAGGUUCCUAUCAUAGAGAUCGCCGAGCUUGAGGCUAAGCAUGAGUUUGGAACCAUCAACAAGACCACCGCGCUUGCCUUUAUGAUGACUGCCCUGGACGUCACCUAUGAAGGGGGGAUACACAAAAACUUUCCGCCUGCGCCAGCCCCAGUGUUGUGGUUCCUGAGGAAUGUUUGCACGCUUCCGUGUAGGGCGUUUUGGAAAUUUGCGCCGUGCUCAACGGGCGGGAGGCCUAGGGAGUUGUAUGUGGGUGAUCGGGUUCAAUAGGCUGGAGGCGCGAUUGUAUACUGGGGGAUUCUCUCUUUCUUGUUCUUUUUUUUUUUUUCGUGCGGGCGUUAGAUUAUCGCGGGAUCUCUCUUAAUUUUUCCCGAUCAAUGAAAUCAGUUUCGAUGCCCGUUGGAUAAUUGGUUUGGUUUGGAUUCAUGGAGUGGGUGAGAUUUGGGG